CAUCUUUUCUUUUUUAGCGGGACCUCGCAGCGUUGAAGUCGACUUCAUUAAAGUUAGAGGGUCGGCAUCCAUCUUUAAUGAUGAAACACCAUCAACCAGCUAAUAAAUCAAGGAGUCUAUUCAACAAGUAAAUUACAGACAUAUGAUGCAAGAAACUAACUUAUAAUGAUCUGGUCAGACAAAUGGAUACAUUUGGCAAUACAUUCAUUUAACAACAUACAUAUGCAACCAAUUCUCUUUUCUUUUAAGAAAGAGAAGCCUAACUCCUUCCUAAAAUGUCAGUUAAUCACCUAAUCAUAAUCAAUCAUCCUGUUUCCUCUUCUUUAAUCCUUCAUUAAUGAAACGUUCAAUCUUCUCUUUGCCUGUCUUUCUCCUUCAUGCACUUCUUUUGUUUCUUCUACCAAUGAUGAUAGAAAGCGACAAUUUGAUAGAAAAAACUUGUAAGAAGACACCCUAUUAUGAUCUCUGUGUCUCGUCUCUUCAAUCUAACCCUCAAAGCUCUAACACAGAUGUUAGGGGUCUAGCUUCUAUAAUGGGUAAUAUCACCCUGUCUGAUGCAACUAAUACGCUAAAUUACAUACAAGAGCUAAUCAACCAGACCACAGACCCUGAGCUAGAACGGCCCUUGACCCACUGUGCAGAACUGUACAUAUCUGUUGUCGAUUACAUUCUUCCCCAAGCUAUGGAAGCCUUAGCAAAUGGUCACUAUGGUUUCGCUAAGUAUGGGAUAUCGGAUGCUGGAGAAGAAGCUCAUUCAUGUGAGAAGAAAACCUCAGGGCUGAAAUUACCCUUAACUGAAAUGAACAAAGUUAUGCAGAAUCUCCAUGAUAUAGCUGUAGCCAUCAUCAAUACAUUGCUGAAUGGUUGAUCAGGUUCUCACUUCUCAGUUCCCUCUUUUCUUGCAAUUCUCAUGUUCAAUAAGAAAAAUUCAAGUGAUUCUUCUACAGUCAAUUCUGUGUCCCUAAUAUCAGCUUCGCCGUUUUAUAUAUGCACUAAAAGUUUUGUUAUCUACAUGCAACUUCUCAAGUCUUGCAUUUCAUGGUACACAAG
This is a messenger RNA of Hevea brasiliensis (rubber tree), 1050 nucleotides long. RefSeq names its product cell wall / vacuolar inhibitor of fructosidase 1-like. Gene Ontology annotation, molecular function: enzyme inhibitor activity. Lineage: Eukaryota; Viridiplantae; Streptophyta; Magnoliopsida; Malpighiales; Euphorbiaceae. The record is from RefSeq and is a predicted model, not a curated record. The coding region runs from base 338 to 868 and encodes 176 amino acids. The transcript has a single exon. Gene Ontology annotation, biological process: negative regulation of catalytic activity.